Molecule: messenger RNA, 6831 nt
Organism: Caenorhabditis sp. 36 PRJEB53466
Lineage: Eukaryota; Metazoa; Nematoda; Chromadorea; Rhabditida; Rhabditidae
Source: the annotation of a GenBank genome assembly
AUGGUAAGUCGGCGAUACUGUAGCCCUACCAUACUUUCCAUAUUGUUUCGUUUUCGAUGAAUGUCAAAUCUAACUGUAGAGUAGUGCGGGCUGUUGGAGGCUCGAUCCCGUCAGCUCGGAGCCAGAUCAUCCUUCGGCUUUCGCGGGGUUAACUCGUGUGGGCAGAUUGGCGGUGGCUUCUGCCCGAUAUUGCCUGUUGAAUUUUGCCACUCACGGUAAAUUCAACGCUUAUCACUCGGACUGCGAUAAUCUAAGCUUAGCCGCAAAGUGACUUGUUUUCUUCUAGUUUCUCACAGUCAAAAAUGAGUAUACCGGGGGCAGCUAGACUGCAGGGGGGUAGCAAAUCCUUCGACCACGAAACCAGUCAUUGCCACCGAAAUUGGAGGGAGAUAGAUGACCACAUGCAACCGGUCACUCGGUUUAGUGUUACAUGUUGCAGACGAUGGGUGAUCCUUGCUCCGUCGAGCAACCCCCUCCGCCGCCCGUCGACUUCACCAGAUCGCUGAUUGCUCCAACUGCCAUCAAACAAGAACCGGGCCAUGGACUCAUACCAUCCACUCCUGGUUAGUAUCUAACAUUUUUGAAUUUCUGAACAAAUUCUGUUUUUCAGGCACUCCCACAGCUUUUCAACCUCCACAGCAGGCACAAACUGGGAUGCCUAACAUCCAAGCGAACAUCUUCAAUCCUGCUCUGAUGGCUGCUCAGCUCAAUGUUUUCAAUAACCCACAAUUGAUGGCAAUGAUGCAGGUGUGAAAAUUCAAAAAAAGCAAAGUCCCAUGCCGGGAAUCGAAGCCGGACCGCGUGGGUGAAAACUACGAAUCCUAGCCACUAUGGGAUGGCGGCUCGCAGAGAGUCUGCGUCCGUACGUACGUAAAUGGAUACACUCUUCCGAUCACUAUCUGAAUGUUUCAUCGGCAACUAUUUAUGUUCCGAUGGGGCAGAAAAAGAGUAGUACAAUGAAAAAAUGAUGGACAGGACGUACGAUUGGAGACGAGGGUCGCGUGCAAUUAACCUCAAAAAAAGAGAAAAGGAAGAAAAGAUCUCCGUUUCACUUUUCCACCACCACACUUUUUUAUCCCAACACAGGGGGCGGGUGGGUGCGUGUGUCAGUCAGGGAUGUCCGGGCCGAAAAACCUUGAUGAUAUGAAAAAUGGCCCUCGUUUUUCAAGAAGGUCAUCGAGCGAGACGAUGACCCGCGCGUGAUAACUCCUCUAUCAAACCCACUUUUUCCUAUUCUUCAACCGACAAAUUCAGGCGGCAAGAAGUCCUCUGAUGGCUCAUCCCGGAGUGGUCCCCCCGCCCAUGAUGCCCAAUAUUCUGCAGCAGUUGAACGCUCUCCGAAAUGCUCAGGUACGUGCGGAACAUCAUCUGAAAAGGAGAGAAAGGGCGUCCACGACCUUUCGGUCAAACUGUAUAAUGCAAACGAAAUGUUGACGAAACGAUGUGUGUGUGUGUCAUGCACCUUUGCCCCUAUUCCCGAUUAUUCCUUCUCUUUUUGAUAUUUCGAAGAGUGGGCGAAGACUUUGUUAACUUUCUCUUUUCUAAUUCUCUUAAGGGAUACCGGAUAAUCUGGAAGUCGUUAAAAAUAUGGGCAUCCGAUUUCUGAUCGCUUCCCUUUCCGAGAUAUCGGCUCAUCCGGAAGACUUACCGCAUUUUGCUGAAAUCAACGAUAUUGAAAAUGUUGAAGCGAUUCUGGACAGGUUCACAAUGGACUGCAGGGUGCUGUAUCAGGGUGAAACUGUUUGCAAGUCUGCCCUUUCUUUCGAGACUUUCGCAACAUAUCGCACGGUGAUUUUUUCUGGGAGCGCAGUGGAGAGAGGAAGAAAGUUCGGCCCUCGUCCCGUGAACUGUCGACUGCUUAUUUCGCUUUUUUUGGGAAUAAGUUCAUUGUGAUGUAAACUAACAAGACACAAAAAGCACGCACAAGCAGCCAUUUUUCCAGCAACCUAUAGACAUUUUUGCUAAUUUUUUGUUGCAAUUUGUCAGUUUUGAUCAUAACGAACGCAUUUACUAUGACAAUGAAUAAGAUGAAUCUGUAUUUCUCCGACGGCGCGCAUCUAAACUUCCUGGAACGCUGAAACCUCGGCGAGACCCCAAAGAGAAAUCACCGUGAUAUCCGUUUAGGAGUGCAUUCUCGCCCUCCCUCGGUAUCAUUCCUGCGCCUCAAAAGGUCAUCUGUCCUGUCCUCUCUUCUUCCCGCAUGUUGCCUUUUCUGCCAAUCCUCGCAGUCCCUUACACGAAAAUAUCUUCUCAAUUUGGUCUCAUCUUUCGUCGUCUAAAUUGCAAAAUUCGCCAUUUUCUUCUUUUCGCGGAAUUCACUUUUCACCGAGCGACCUUUCGAUGAUUGGAAUUCAAACGGAUCAGACUCUCUGCCGGGGAUAUCACUUUCAGUUCCAAAGGUCAAUCCGAUCCUUCUUCUCUCUCUCUCUAUCUCUCUCUCUCUUCCUCAUCCAUUCUAUUUGCCGCACUACAAGGACAGGGGCCAGAAUCGCGCGGAAGGAGCCACUGGCGACCCCUGAACAGGUUUCCUUGCCGCGUCAUCGUCUCCCUCGUCGCAUCAGUCCCUCGUCAUCAGCCACCGGGUGACCUCUACACUUUGGCAACUCGCCAGAUUACUGUCCAUUCCCUGUUUCGACUCCUCCGGUCGGCUGACUCCUGCGCGUGCUCCUUGAACUCUCCGUCCUCGUCUCCAGGCGCCUUCAGGACCGCUCUCUUAUCAACCGGCCACUCUCGCAUUCCCCAACAUGUGCAGCCACUUUCCACACACUUUCCACAUCGCGCCAGUGUCCUUUCACCUUUCAGUUCCUACGUCAUCCGAUCGAAGAGCGCCGCUCUCUCAUGGAUCUUUUCCAGCUAUUCAUAACUAUCUCUUAAGAGUUGGAAAGGUCAGACGGCUUAUCAUAGUGCGCUUGAGACAAUGUUGGCCUUGAACUAACAAACAUCAGUAAUUCAGGAUGUCUGUGAAUAGCAGUAAAUAUCUCGGCGCGUUGACCUCAUCGAGAGACAGUUUCUAACAAGUUCUUCUCGAGAGAAAACGUGACCACGUCAUUGAAAUCGUUCUUCGAAAACCUAAUACUUUUGAAAUACCUUCAAAUGUCACAGACACACUUUUCCACGCCACAACGCAUUCCUCGAAACCAUUUGCUGAGCAUCCAGCGAUCCCUUAUAAUCCCGGUCAUUCCACUCGUUUUUCAAAUAUGGCUCAGCCUUGAAGAGGUCACGGAAGCAGCAAAACAAGUAGUCCGGCAGCGUCUUCCUGCCCGUUAAUCUUCUGAAUUCGUGAGCCUUUGCUCGAGAGUCAGAGGUUGUUGCCCCGGUGACUUGCUACCCUCACCAGCUCGUGAGAGGAGCCCUUCUCGGUUUCUCCCCGCCCACUUUUCCCCCAGGUCGCCGCCGUUUUCGUGCCGCGCUCUCUUCGCUUUAUUAUAUUUUUGCCCCGGCGUGUCGACGGCUGCUGCCCUCCUCCGGGUGUCCCCCCCCCCCCAAUCACCAUCCUCAUCAACCAAGAGCCUACUUUAUCAGUGCUCUCCCACCUCUUCCUCACUCCAAAUGCGUGACUCACCUCAGCUGGAUCGAGAUGUGAUGUCGAAUCAGGAGAUCUACGAAUUUCUAAUGUAUAUUGCAAAUUACACAAAGGAUCUCGAAAUGAAUCCGUUGAAUCUUUCGAAGUCAAUGGAAUCCAGAGAAGAAGAGGAGCAUGUACGUUUUUGUAAUGACGUGGCAGAAGGUUGUUAUUAAUUGUACUCUCUUGUUGAAUGUUUGACACCCAAGGCAAACUGCUUCUCCAGCUGAUAAGAGCUCUUCGCUGGAGACAGUCAUAUGCAGUAAUGCCCUUGAUGACGUGGCAGCAGUCCUUAGUCGAGGGCCUACACGUGUGACACACCUUCCGGUAGACAAUCCGUGAGAAAGUGGAGAGAGAGAGAGAGAGAGAGAGAGACAGCACACCUACGUAAAGCUAUUCCGAGAGCUCUGCUCUGGAACUGCUCCCGGUCUUAUCCGGCCUUGACUCCUGCGCUCCCUUUCGACACUUGACCCCAUCCGUCCCGCCGACUUACCGUCUCAGUCGUCUCUCCGCCGAGGCACACUGUCUCAAAUGCCAGAGGUCAGCAGCCGCGUCGGUUUGUAUGUCAUCAUCCUCGUGCGCCAACCCAUUUCCUCACAGUUCCCUUCUCUCAUGCCCCACCGCCUCUCUUGCUCCAAUUUUCUGUUUUCGCCGCCACAAUCACGUUUUGCUCUCAUUAGCCAAGAUAAUCAGUCGAAAAGCGAGCUCUGUUCCUUUGGGAGCUCAGUGACUAACGAGCUGUGAGGGCGGCCGCUGGCUCCCGUUCGUAUUGCUCACGCGCAACAAGAAAGGAGAAAUUGUCUUCUGAUUAGCACGCCAAAAAAACGAAUACGAAAAAGAGUGGGCGUGACGGCCGGGAAAGGGUCUCGUUUUGAGUCUGAUUCGUAUAGACGAAGGCAACCAAAUUGACCUUUUCAUAAAAGUGAUAAGAAAUGCAAACGGGCAAUCGCAGUGCACUUCCGAUCUCUUUUGCGGGGUACCUCGCUAGUACGAAACUAAAUCCGUCGCCAAGAUUUGCUGCUCGCAUGAUUGUUAGACGUCUUCCCUCGGGGAGCCAUUCAUUCCGAUCGCUAAGCCGAUCCAAACAAGAACUUCCCGCUUCUUCGCCUCAAUCGGAAUAUUUUUAUUCCCGAUGAAGUCUAAUCUCUUGUGUCACUUGCAAGCGAACGAGAGCACGGUGACCUCCCUCUCUCUCUCUCUCUCUCUCUUUCCUGCUCACUUGUCUCCCAAUAUCCAUAGAAGGCAUCAUAUGAAACGAGGGGCCAGCGGAUAAUUAGGCAGAGAUAGAAAGCGGCAUGACAGAAUGGGCUCCAUAUCUUGUGCAUUUGACCCCCGCGUUGAGUUUGUUAUAUAGCACUCAAAAACAGAGAAAUGCAAUUCAUCCGCUCCCAUUUUCAGCUGUCGAAUGCAAAUACCAUGGCCAACUUGCAAAGAAUCUCCUCGAGUCCGAAAAUGGUGAAUGGAAGUGAGUAUUGCCAUCCGAUUGCCCCGUCAUAAUGUCGCGUUCAGGUUCUGAUCGGAGCGAAAACUGCGGAGAACUAUGUGUCGUGUGCGGGGACAAGGCGUCCGGAAGACACUACGGCGCCGUCUCGUGCGAAGGAUGCAAAGGGUUCUUCAAGAGAUCCAUCCGCAAGCGGGUAAUUCAACUAACCUUAACUGACCAAUUACGUUCGUUCGCCCUUUUCCAUAGAUAUCUUCCCAGAUUGGCUACGUUUGCCGAAGUUCAAAGGACUGUCCAGUCACCAAAUUUCAUCGUAAUCGAUGCCAAUAUUGUCGUCUCCGAAAGUGUCUUUCGAUGGGAAUGAGAAGUGAAUGUGGGUUUGAAUUGAACAGUUCAAUGAGCAACAUUUCGAAUUUCCAGCUGUGCAAGCGGAACGUCGUCCGGUGAAUGCUUCGAACAAUGAAAGUCCGCCGAAUCAGAACGGCACUCCGCGAGCAAUGACUCCCUUGAAUAACGGACUUGUGAAUGGACUGCUCACUCUCGUCAAACUGGAGCAGGAGAAUCAGAAAGUAGGAAUGCUCGAGACGAUAAUCAAACCGGGAAGUCCGGUCAACAAUGGCGAAUGCUCUCCGUCCACGGAAUUCAUGGAAGUGAAGCGGGAGUCGAUUGGAGAGGACGAGUCGGGUCUCGACGCGAUGACCGUAAUCGGACUCGUGCCUUCCGCCUCGCCCACGUCUUCCGGAGUCGGUUCUUCCUCUUCUGUUUCCGAUGAGAGCGGUCCCAUCUACAACUCGGAGCGGAGCCGUUUCGAAAUCUCCGUGCACGUACCCAAUCCACCAAUCAACCAACAGUUCAUUUCGGAGAUCACCACUCGGUUACUCUUCCUUUCAGUUCAUUUCGUUAAAGAUUCGCGAGUAACCAUAAGGUGAACUUUCCAAUGACACACCCGCCAACUCAAUUAUUCCUUCCAGAAACUCAACGAUUGAAGCUGUCCUCAAGACCAAGUGGUGUGAUCUUUACAUCCUCGCUCUGAUGCAAACGGCCGAAAAGAUAAAGCUGAGCACACUUCUUGAUAGCCUUUCGACUCAGUUGGCAAUCGCGGUCGAGUGCGGUCAACUGAAUGCGGACAAGUUCGAGCGAAUCACUGAGCAAAUGCAGCGUCUGAUCCAAUUGUCGCACCUGUUCGCCUCGCGCGACAUCAAUUUGGUCGAGUACGCCUAUCUCAAAAUGAUCUCAUUUACUGCCGAAGGUAAUUCACUUUCUUCCGUUCCCGUUCUACGCUCUAAUUUCUCUGCAGAUCUCCCCGUUUACAUGUCGACUUCCGAGACUCGCGGCGUGAAUUUGCUGGCCUCGCAGGAGCUGUUCGAGUACGUUUCCUCGUCGAAAAACAGCAACCAUCAUCACUCGAACGAGCACAUAAAUGUGGAUGACUCGACGUCCGAGGACAACGACACGCACGUCACAUCGCAGCAGACGAGCACCAAUCUUGCCGCCGAGAGGUAAUAAUUGUGAGGCGAGAUGCAGAAAAGCCUGGUGGCGGAUUAAUUGUGGGGUCUGCUUGGGAAGGAAAUUGUAAAGUUCACUCUCUUUCAGCCAACUUCCCUUUUCCAGAUACUCACGCCUCCUCCAAUUGCUGCCGUGUCUCCGAUGGUUCGACCCGCAGACAAUCGUCGACAUCUUCUUCUCCGGACUCAUCGGACCCAUGUCCAUCGAGACGAUCAUCCCGUUUGUGCUUCAAAUGAACCUGAUGAGCUUUUUCGAGAACGGCAACGCAUCUUCCGAUUCGUUGUCGUCGUCGUCAUUGAGUGACAUCAUGAGCAGCCAGUGA